UUUUUCACCUUGAUUCUGUUUCUAAUCAAAGUCAAGUGAAGCCAAAGUCACAUCCGGAUUUUACCGGGUUUAAGUCUCGGUCAGUCGGACAUUUUUUUGCGCAUGUCCAGCGCGGACACUCUGGACAUCGUACUCAAUUAGAGGACUUCCUGUCCUCCCCUCACCCCCCUCUUCUAGAUUAAAUCCAUUACACCACACUUACCGACUGCACACUUUGUCCUCCGGAAGGACGACGCGUGUUCUCUAAGUUAGGAUAGUUUGCUUGCUGAAAAUUACAUCUCAAGGCGCUGUAACUCUGGAGCCUUUGAUGGGUGGAGAUGAGCGCCACCAGCAGCACCAGACUGAACCCCAGUCCGAACUUACUGCAAGUGAACGAGCCCAAGCGCUAUGGCUCCACGCUGUCGCUGGAGGAAAAGUGUGAACAGUCUUUCUUCCUUUUUUACUACUACAGGAUGGAGGAUGAGGCGGUGCUGGACCGCGGGGCAUCCUUACUCAAGCACCUUUGUGAUGAAGAGGAAGUAGAAGGUCACCACACCAUUUACAUCGGCGUGCACGUGCCCAAGAGCUAUCGACGUCGGAGGCGUCACCGCCGGAAAACCGGCCACAAGGACAGAAAGGAGAAGUUGAUGGAGAAUGUCUUUGACAAGUCGGAGACAGAAAACAACGACGAGGCCAGCAACAGCAUCCUCAAACCUCUCAUCUCACCAGCAGCAGAGAGGAUUCGUUUCAUCCUAGGUGAGGACGACGAUGGCCCGGCACCCCCACAGCUCUUCACUGAGUUGGAUGAGCUCCUGUCGGUGGACGGACAGGAGAUGGAGUGGAAGGAGACGGCCAGUCCCACCACAACUCCCAGGAACCUGACAUCCACCAGCCUGAAUGACGUCUCUGACAAACCGGAGAAAGACCAGCUGAAGAACAAAUUCAUGAAGAAGUUGCCAAGAGACGCAGAAGCCUCCAACGUGCUGGUGGGGGAGGUGGACUUCCUGGACGCGCCCUUUGUGGCGUUUGUUCGUCUGCAGCAGGCCGUGAUGCUGGGAGCCCUGACGGAGGUUCCUGUUCCCACAAGAUUUUUAUUCAUCUUGCUUGGACCCAAAGGCAAAGCCAAGUCGUACCACGAGAUCGGCAGAGCGAUCGCUACACUGAUGUCGGAUGAGGUCUUUCAUGACAUUGCAUAUAAGGCCAAGGACAGACAAGAUUUGCUGGCUGGUAUUGACGAGUUUCUGGAUGAGGUGAUUGUGCUUCCUCCUGGAGAAUGGGACCCAGCCAUCAGGAUAGAGCCUCCAAAAUCCCUCCCCUCCUCUGACAAAAGGAAAAACAUGUAUGCAGGAGGCGACUCUCAGAUGAACGGAGACAUGCCUCACGAUGGAGGUCAUGGAGGAGGACAUGCUGUAGGCGAAGAGCUCAGGAAGACGGGAAAGUUUUGUGGGGGUCUCAAACUUGACAUCAAGAGAAAAGCGCCUUUCUUCGUCAGUGACUUCACCGAGGCGUUUCACAUUCAGGCCCUGUCGGCUAUUAUGUUUAUUUACCUGGGAACUGUAACGAACGCCAUCACCUUUGGUGGUCUGCUGGGAGACGCUACGGAGAACAUGCAGGGUGUGCUGGAGAGUUUUCUGGGCACAGCCAUUGCUGGUGGCGUUUUCUGUCUGCUGGGUGGUCAGCCUCUCAUCAUCCUCAGCAGCACUGGCCCCGUUUUGGUGUUUGAACGGCUGCUUUUCAACUUCAGCAGAGAUAAUGAGUUUGACUACUUGGAGUUCCGCCUGUGGAUCGGCCUGUGGUCGGCUUUCUUCUGCCUGCUGCUCGUGGCGACUGAUGCCAGCUACUUGGUCCAGUACUUCACCCGCUUCACUGAGGAGGGCUUCUCCUGUCUCAUCAGCUUCAUCUUUAUCUAUGAUGCCUUCAAGAAGAUGAUCAAAUUAGGUCAUCAUUAUCCAAUCAACCCUGACUUCAGAAUGGAAUAUGUCACGCAGUACGACUGCCUCUGCAUGGCUCCUACUGUCUUGGAAAACAGCACAGACAUCAUUGGCGAUCCUUUAGAAGGCACCUCAGACUGGUUCUGGAACAACACAGAUCUGCCACCGAAUGCCACGUGGUCGUCCCUCUCCAGGACCGAGUGUUUGAAGUAUAAUGGAGAGCUGGUGGGCAAAGCCUGCGACUUUGUCCCAGACAUCACCCUCAUGUCCUUCAUAUUGUUCUUUGGCACUUACACCUGCUCCAUGUGUCUAAAAAAGUUCAAGACAAGCCCCUUCUUCCCCACCACUGUGCGAAAACUCAUCAGUGACUUUGCCAUCAUCUUGGCCAUUCUUAUCUUCUGUGGAGUUGAUAUGCUCGUAGGAGUUGAUACGCCUAAACUUCUUGUGCCAAGUGAAUUCAAACCAACAAGUCCAAACCGAGGCUGGUUUGUGGCCCCAUUUGGAGGAAACCCCUGGUGGGUUUAUCUGGCGUCUGCUCUUCCUGCCCUUCUGGUCACCAUCCUGCUCUUUAUGGACCAACAGAUUACUGCUGUGAUUGUCAACAGGAAGGAGCACAAGCUAAAGAAAGGGGCAGGUUACCAUCUGGAUCUGUUUUGGGUGGCUGUUCUGCUAGCAAUUUGCUCCUUCAUGGGUCUGCCGUGGUACGUGGCCGCCACCGUCAUCUCCAUCGCUCACAUCGACAGUUUGAAGAUGGAGACUGAAACAUCGGCUCCCGGAGAGCAGCCAAAGUUCCUGGGUGUGAGAGAGCAGAGGGUCACGGGUGUGUGCGUGUUCAUCCUCACAGGGCUGUCUGUGUUUAUGGCUCCAGUUUUAAAGUUCAUCCCCAUGCCUGUGCUGUAUGGAGUCUUCUUGUACAUGGGGGUCGCUUCUCUCAAUGGAGUGCAGUUCAUGGAUCGUCUUAAGCUGCUUCUAAUGCCGGCGAAGCACCAGCCGGACCUGGUUUACCUGCGACACGUUCCUCUCCGGAAGGUCCACCUCUUCACUUUUAUGCAAAUCCUUUGCUUGGCUCUGCUCUGGAUCCUCAAGUCCACCGUGGCUGCCAUCGUCUUCCCUGUCAUGAUCCUCGCUCUGGUCGCUGUCAGAAAGGCGAUGGAUUACCUGUUCUCUCAGCAUGACCUCAGUUUCCUGGAUGAUGUCAUCCCAGAGAAGGACAAGAAGAAGAAAGAGGAUGAUAAGAAGAAAAAGAAGAAACGUGGCAGCAUAGACAGCGACGCUGACGACGAGACAAGUCCUCAUCAUUCCUUGAACGACACACAUCGUGCUGAGCAGCUUCGCUUCUACCAGGCCAACUACUUGUCCAGUCCUGAGAUGAGUCCGCUGAAGUCUGUGCCUCAGAUUAGAAUCGACAUGGACCCAGACGAUGAUAACACUUUCUACUGGAAGAGCAGAGGAUCCGAAACAUCUCUGUAGAUCUCCACCAACCUGCAGCACAACUUGCUUUUUACUGACCUUCGGUGAUUCUUUUAACUCCGAUCUCCUUCAUGACUUCAAGACUUUGUUGUGAAGAGCGGCACGCUUUAGAAAAGCAUUACGCUGCACGCUCUAUGGUCUUUCCUCACCACGUUUCUCUCACAGCUCCACAGCUAGUCUUUGCUUACAAAGGUAACCCCUGAAUAUUCUUCUAUGCAACUCCUCCUACGCAUCACCGACCGAGGCUGCAGCUCACUCUGACCACGCAUGGACCUGCUCUUUUUAUAUAAACAUAUACAAAUAUCAUCUGUCUGAGUUUUUAUAUAAACCGAAUUAUUCUAAUAACAUUUUCCUGUAGCAGGAAAAUCAUGUUUUUAUAGCUCUACCUCUUGUUUUAGAUUCAGUGCUUAUCAUGAAUGAUUGCAAUGUGUUGAUUUUUGAUGGGGUUUUGAUAUUUUCUCUCUGUCCUCUUGUAGAAAUG
This is a messenger RNA of Pundamilia nyererei, 3861 nucleotides long. RefSeq names its product solute carrier family 4 member 4a (gene slc4a4a). Lineage: Eukaryota; Metazoa; Chordata; Actinopteri; Cichliformes; Cichlidae. Gene Ontology annotation, cellular component: basolateral plasma membrane; plasma membrane. Gene Ontology annotation, molecular function: monoatomic anion transmembrane transporter activity; solute:inorganic anion antiporter activity; sodium:bicarbonate symporter activity. The coding region runs from base 318 to 3380 and encodes 1020 amino acids. The transcript has 22 exons. Gene Ontology annotation, biological process: bicarbonate transport; monoatomic anion transport; transmembrane transport. The record is from RefSeq and is a predicted model, not a curated record.